Messenger RNA from Arachis ipaensis, 1492 nucleotides. The record is from RefSeq and is a predicted model, not a curated record. Lineage: Eukaryota; Viridiplantae; Streptophyta; Magnoliopsida; Fabales; Fabaceae.
UUUAAUUCGGCAGUAGCAAAGGUUUCAACAACAGCAAUAAUAAUAAUAAUAAUAAUCGGUUUUAUUAUUAGAUUUCUGAAGGUACUGGCUACGUGCAUAGAGAGAAAAUGGGAAGGUCUCCAUGCUGCGAUGAAAACGGCCUAAAGAAAGGACCAUGGACUCCUGAAGAAGAUCAAAAGCUAGUCGAUCAUAUUCAGAAACAUGGCCAUGGAAGUUGGAGAGCUCUUCCUAAGUUAGCAGGGCUUAAUAGAUGUGGAAAAAGCUGUAGACUAAGGUGGACUAACUAUUUGAGGCCUGACAUUAAGAGGGGGAAAUUCUCCCAAGAAGAGGAGCAAACUAUUCUGCAUCUGCAUUCCAUUCUUGGAAAUAAGUACUACUUUCAUUUAAUAUCAUUUUCCUUCUUCCUUUUAUCCAUCCAUUCUUAUAUAAUUUGGCCUGACAAUGAGAUAAAAAAUUUCUGGAACACACAUUUAAAGAAGAGGCUAAUUCAGAUGGGUUUCGAUCCAAUGACACAUCAGCCAAGAACUGAUCUUUUUUCAACAUUGCCGUAUCUACUAGCUUUGGCCAACAUCACCGAUUUUAUGGAUCAUCAUCAAUCGUUUGAUGAGCAUUCUCUAAGGCUCCAAUUAGAGGCACUUCAAUUAGCAAAGAUUCAACAACUUAAUUACUUACUUCAAUCCACUACUACUACUACUACUACUACUAAUAAUAAUAAUAAUAAUAAUAAUACUAAUAAUAAUUCCUUAUUAAGCAACAUUAUUAGUAGUAGUAUUAAUACCAAUAAUAACUCCUAUGACCAAAAUAAUAAUUCCAUCACAGACAUGGAAGCUUUCAAUUUAUUAAAUUCAAUCACGAAUAAUAAUGUCAAAGAAAAUAACCCAGUUACCACAUUUUCUCAUGAUGAGAUUAUUGCUGAUUCUUCUUCCCAACCACUCCACCAAUCAAGCAACAUGCUAUUACCUCAUUUAUUAGACCCACAGCCACAAGUCUCUUUGACAAGUUCCCAAUCAAGUUUGAAUAGUACUAAGCUGGAUCAAGGUAUUACUAAUAAUAAUAAUGAUUUGGAAGUUAUGGGUAGUGAAGGCGAUUAUCACAUGAUUUCUCCAUGGAACAUCAUAACAUCUUUAUCAUCAUCGUCGUCAUCGUCAUCAUCGCCUGCAUCUUCAUCUGUUCCACUAAAUGCAAGCAGCAGCAAUACUUCUAGCUAUGGAGGAACCUCCUCUUACUGGCCUGAACUUUUUUAUGGGAAUCCCAUUAUGCAUGAUGAGUUAUACUAAUAUUUAAUUUAAUUUGAAAGAGGUUAUUAUUGUGUAUGUACUAUUAUAUAUGCUGUGUUAUGCUCUCAUCAGAACAUUGUUUUCUUCUUUCCAAAUAUACUUGGGGACAAAGCACAUAGAAUUUGUUGAGAUUUCGUCAUAAUUACUUUCAGUUAUCAGUUACAUCAAUGUUCCUUAUUUGCUCAAUUAAACUCUGAAUAUUUAUUUUCUUGUUA